Dracunculus medinensis (Guinea worm) is the source of this 2463-nucleotide messenger RNA. Lineage: Eukaryota; Metazoa; Nematoda; Chromadorea; Rhabditida; Dracunculidae. The record is from the annotation of a GenBank genome assembly.
AUGUUCAAUAUUGAUAUUAAUUUGCUUCCUUCUUUUAAGAGGAGAAAGGAGAAUAUUUGUUCUGCUAACGGUGAAAAAAAUUUGCAGAUGAAAUGCCCUGGAAAAUUAAAAAUGAGUGAAAUACGAUGUCUCAUUGAACAGGUUGAAAAGAGAUUUAUUCACAGUAGUAAUCGUGAAAUAUUAUAUAUCGUAAGUUCGGAUUGGUGGUGUUACUUUGUUGCAACGGUUGCUGCAUGUGCAAUCUCUAAUAUUCGACAGAUUUCCAACGAAUCAAUUACUCUUCGAGAAGAUGACCAUUAUAUUUUAAAACCCAAUAUUUAUGAAGUGCUGGAUUAUUUACUCGUACGAGAGAAAGAUUUUGAGAUUUUAAAUGAAUGGGUUGGAGUUGCUUUAACUGAGCGCGAUAUCAUCAAAUGCUUAUCAUUCCAAACGAGAGAUGGUGUUAAAAAACUUUUCCUUUCACUCUAUUUUAAAGUCAAAAAUAACGAAACAAAAGAAAUGAAACGCUUAUUGGUGGAUGAAAAUGAUAACAUCAAGACUGUGAAGGAUAAAGCUAUUGCAUUAAUGAAUAUUGAUUCCUCAACAGCAGUUUUAUUUUCUGCAAAAAUUGGAAAACGAGUUCGAUCUCUCAAAAAAAAUGCUCCUAAAUGGUAUAAAAUACUGUUUCCUGGCGAUAUUCUAAUUAUUUCGAGCAUAAAUGCAAAUUUAGUCGAGAGUAAUAAUGAAAAUGAACAAAAAAAGGAUGGAAAUACGGAAAACAUUGUAGGAAAAAUGACUGAAAUUGAAUUGUGCGGAUUGUUAAAUGAUACCUUAACUUGUUAUUUUAACAGUGCCGUACAGUGCUUAAACAGUAUUACUGAACUGAAAGACUAUUUUCUAAAUGAACAUUAUCGAAAUGAUUUAAAUGUAAAGAAUGAAACAGGUGGCGAAAUUCUAACAGCUUUUGCCGUUCUUUUGAAAAAAUUAUGUUCUAAUGGUUCAGUUGUUGAUCCGCAACCAUUUUUUAGCAUAAUAACUAAAUAUGCUCCAGUGUUCUCUUCUGGUCAACAUGAUUCACAUGAAUUUAUGGCUUACCUUUUGAAUAUUUUUCAUGAAAGUAUAAAUCAAGCUGAAAUGACGAAUCAGGAGGUUUCUCAAGAAACUUGGAAUAAUUUUUUAUUGAAAAAUAAGAGCAUUAUCACGCAGUAUAUGUAUGGUUUACUUCAAUCAUCGAUUAUAUGUACAAAAUGUUUUCAGGUAAAUAUCAAAUUCGAUCCAUUUUGCUUUUUAACUAUACCAGUUGAACUAUAUGAAGUGGUCUCUGUGAUUUUUAUACCAUCAUCGCCGCGAGAAGACUGGCGAAAAGUAUUGUUGUUUACUAUUCUGGAUGGAGAUAUAAACCGUUUGUUGUUUGAUAAUGAAUUAAUUCAAAAUUGUUCACUGAAUCUUCUUGCAAUUCAGGUGAAAAAUAUAAGUGGUUCAGAGGGAAAAAUCAUCGUUAUUCGUAAUAGAAUAUUAGGUAAAGCAGAACUGAGAGUUUUGCCUAUUGCUUAUUGCGUACCCUCUUCUCAAAAAAUCGAUUUCGAUUUCAUCAAUCUAGAUAUUUUUUCGCUGAACCAGCGUUUUUUUCUGUUAAACGCAAGUGGAGUCAAUUUUGUACUGCAAAAGACAGGUGAAACGAAAGCAAGGAGCGAUAAAGCAAAAUUGAGAAGGAAUAGUAUGCCCGUUUUUUCUGUCAAUAAGAAUCAUCGUUCAGUGUCAGCUGAUAAUAUACUUUUAAAAGAAAUGGCAUGUGAUUAUUGGCUACAAUAUCAUCCUAGUCUUAUGGCUGCUAAAUCUGUCGAUUUGCCAGAUGAUAAGGAACUUGAUUGGCCAGAUACCAAUGAAGCAGGUCUCAGGAUGUUGUCAUUAACAUUUAUUUGGGAACAAGACUUUUUUGAAGCGAAAAGAAAGGAAGAGGGUUUAGUAACUACGGAAAUCGAUUUAAGAAAUCAGUCGAUUGAUACUCCAUCCAUACAUAAAUUAAUUGAUUGGUAUAUAAAGGAAGAAAUGCUUCAGGAUCAAAAUAGAGUGUUUUGUUCAAAAUGUGGCAAGCUUGAAUGUGCAAGGAAAAAGAUGGAUCUAUGCAGGAUGCCGCGUUAUUUAUUCAUUCAUUUAAAUCGAUUUCAAAAUCGUCGUAACUUAGCGAGGAAAGUGAAUAUUGAAGUGGAUAUACCUGUGCAGGCUAUGGAUCUAUCUGGAAAGAUAUUAGUUGGAACACAAUCUGAAUGUGUUUACGAUUUGGUUUCAGUGAUACACCAUAGUGGCAGUCUUUCUUAUGGGCAUUACUGGGCUUGGGUACAUAAGAAUAAUUCUUGGUUUAAUUGUGAUGACUCGAAUAUUAAAUUGCUGGAUAAGUUGAAAGAUCCAUUCAGAUCCAGUAGUGCUUAUAUCCUACUUUAUAGAAGAUCAACCGAUCAAGCAACGGAAAAUCUGGAAAGCUGA